Messenger RNA from Plasmodium gonderi, 1371 nucleotides. Its product is annotated as porphobilinogen deaminase. Gene Ontology annotation, cellular component: cytoplasm. Gene Ontology annotation, biological process: heme biosynthetic process. The record is from RefSeq and is a predicted model, not a curated record. Gene Ontology annotation, molecular function: hydroxymethylbilane synthase activity. The transcript has a single exon. Lineage: Eukaryota; Apicomplexa; Aconoidasida; Haemosporida; Plasmodiidae. Bases 1 to 1371 code for a protein of 456 amino acids.
AUGCAUAUAUUGGCUUUGCUUUUGCUAUGUACAUGCACUUCCAUUUAUGUGUGCAGAAAUGUUCAUUUAAUGUAUAAUAGCUUUGUUAAUGUUCAUAAUUUAGGUCUGCAGGGAAAUAAAAAUCUAUAUAUGAAAAUAAAUUUAUGCAGAUACAAGAAUUGUAAAAAGAAAUUACAACAUGUUCAUGUUGGUCAAGAAAUAAUUAUCGGUACUCGUGAUUCCCCAUUGGCAAUAAAACAAUCAGAAAAGGUGAAAAGGAAGCUUUUAGCACAUUUUAAAAAAAUUAAUAAAAAUGUGAAUGUUAUUUUAAAGCCAAUAAAAACAACAGGUGAUAAGAUAUUGGAUAGAAAUGUUGGAUUAUUUGGUGGAAAAGGUAUAUUUACAAAAGAGUUAGAUGAUCAGCUAAUAAAAAAUAAUGUGCAUAUCUGUGUGCAUUCUUUAAAGGAUGUUCCAAUGGAAUUGCCUGAACAAAUACACUUGUCAUGUUUUUUGAUAAGAGACACAAUAAACGAUGUCUUCUUGUCGAUGAAGUAUAGGACCUUGGGAGACAUAAACAAAAUGAAGGUGGAUAAUAGUGAUAAUUAUGGUAACGAUAACACAAUGGAAGAACACUACAAACUCGCGCAGGAAACACAAGAGUUGCAUAAAGCUGAUGCAUAUACAGGGAACUACAAUUUUGAUCAACAAGAUAAACUAUCAAGAACCAUUGGAACAUCUUCCUUGAGAAGGAGAAGUCAAAUUAAAUAUACAUAUAAAAAUAUAACAAUAAAGCAAAUACGGGGCAAUAUAAACACAAGAAUUGCAAAAGUGUACAAUGGAGAUUAUGACUCCAUAAUAAUUGCAAAAUGUGGAUUAGAGAGAUUAGUAACAAAAAAAGCGAUUCGAAAUAUAAUAAGUAGAAAGAACCGUUUACUCAAGAAACCUAUUAUUAUUAAUUAUAAUAACACUAAUAUAGAUUUAAGUCUUUUUAAUAUACAACAAAUAAAUACUAGGACAAUAUUCCCCGCUUUAUGUCAGGGGAUUAUAGCGGUAUCAUCGCACAAAAAUAAUAAAGUCAUUUCUGAUAUUUUGAAAAAUAUAAACGAUGAUAAAUCUGAAAUCAUGGCAAAUAUUGAAAGAUCGUUUUUGUACCAAAUCGAAGGUAAUUGCAUGAUGCCCAUUGGAGGAUAUACAAAAAUUGUGAAAAAGCAAAUAUUUUUCAAUGCUGUAAUUAAUGACAUUCAAGGGCGUGAAAAAUAUCACGUUCGAGAAAUUGGACAUGUACACAAUUACGAUGAUAUUGCAGUAAAAGCUGCCAUAAAAAUAAAGGAAAAAAUAGGCAUUGAAAAGUUCAACAAAAUACGGGAAGAGGCAGCUCUGUAUUAUGCAUAG